This is a messenger RNA of Pelobates fuscus (common spadefoot toad), 5340 nucleotides long. RefSeq names its product beta-1,4-N-acetyl-galactosaminyltransferase 4 (gene B4GALNT4). Lineage: Eukaryota; Metazoa; Chordata; Amphibia; Anura; Pelobatidae. The coding region runs from base 345 to 3686 and encodes 1113 amino acids. Gene Ontology annotation, cellular component: Golgi cisterna membrane. The transcript is spliced from 21 exons. The record is from RefSeq and is a predicted model, not a curated record. Gene Ontology annotation, molecular function: acetylgalactosaminyltransferase activity.
GACAGCCGGGGAGAAAAGAGACAGCCGGGGGAGCAAAGAGACAGCCGGGGGAGCAAAGAGACAGCCAGAGACAGCCGGGGGAGCAAAGAGACAUCCAGCGCUAGAGACAGACUGACACUCAGCCAGGACAUCAUAACCAACUGGAUGUAAUACCCAGAGAGACUGCCAGCACUGCAGGAGAGAAGAGACAGUCACUGAAUACCCAGUGAUCAGCCUGUGAGAGACAGCAUGUGAGGAACCUGCCAGGCAGAGACAGCUGGCCAGCCCCUUUGGUUCAUGUGCUCUGACAUUGAGGGAGUCCUUCCUCUGGCCCCACUCUGAUACCCGGUGAUGGUGUCAGCAGGAUGCCCUGGCUGCCACUGAAGAAGAUUCGCAGGCAGUUUAAGCUGCUGCUGGUGUUGGUCCUUCUUACGUCAGCCGUCUGGGUCACUUACCUGCACAUCAGCCUCGCAAGGCAGGGUAAAACGCUGCGUCUACCCUUUGGGUACUAUAGAGAUGGGGAGAAACUUGAGGGGACUGAUCCUGCCCGCAGACCUGGAGGGGGGCAUGCCUCUCCCCCGCACACGCAGGCAGGGGAUUCUAGUGAAGAGCUUCCAACGGUGGACGGCAUAAUUUGGAGAAAAGGUCACAAGUGGCCCUCCAGUAUGAAGCAGGACAACCUUACAGAUUCACCAUUGCCCUGGGAAGAAAAGUACAAGGGCAAAGUCAAUCUUCAUGUGUUUGAGGACUGGUGCGGAGGAUCUGUGAAACACCUGAAAACCAAUUUACACUUUCCGCUCUACCCUCAUAUUCGCACGACUGUUACCAAGCUGGCCGUUUCACCCAAGUGGAAAAAUUACGGGCUGAGGCUAUUUGGCUACAUCCACCCGUAUAAGGAUGGUGACUUUCAGUUUGCUGUGGCCUCAGAAGAUAAUUCUGAAUUUUGGUUAAGCACUGAGAAAAGUCCAUCUAGCGCCCAGCUUAUAGCAUAUGUGGGAAGGAUGGGAUCUGAGUGGACAGCUCCUGGGGAGUAUACGAAAUUCAGUUCACAGGUGUCUAAGCCUAUAAGAUUAAUGAGCUCCCGACGUUAUUACUUUGAACUACUUCACAAGCAAGACGAUCGAGGUUCUGACCAUGUGGAAGUUGCUUGGCGUUUAGCUCUCCCAGGCACGAAAUUUGAAAUUGUGGACUCUCCUUACCUGUCCUUAUACACAGACGAGACUCCACACAAGAUGAACGAUGUAUCCCACAUACCACAGACCCUCUCCAAACGUGGCAAUCACCCCUGGGGGAUGGAUAAAGAGGAGCCUCCAGAAGACGUACUGCGGCAGGACCCAAGGGACUAUUUUUUUAUGACUCCUAUGAUUGAAGAAUCCAAAGUGGAAAAUGUGCUUGUGCCUUGUGCGUAUAACCCCACAUACGUAGUGAAGGAUUUCCCCAUUGCACGAUACCAAGGACUGCAAUUUGUAUACCUUACCUUUGUGUAUCCCAAUGACUAUACCCGUCUCACUCAUAUGGAAACUGAAAACAAAUGUUUUUAUCGAGAGUCGCCGCUGUACCUUGAGAAGUUUGGAUUUUACAAGUACAUGAAAAUGGAUGAUGAGGAUUCUCCACAGAUGCCAUUCUUGUUUUUUAACCGCCCACAUUUCUUGGAUGAAGAUGAUGAAGAGGAGGCAUUGAUAACUGGGACUCAAACCAAGCAGAAGACUAGAGAAGAGGAAAUCAGAAACCAUAUGCCACCCAGUAGUCCGGGUCAGGAACAGACCUAUAGUCCACAUACUGAUUCCCUAGGACUAAAUAUAUCCAAUGGCAGCAUGGAUACAUCAGUGCAAAGUCGGACUCUUAUGUGGGCACCAAGGGAAAAUCUACCAUCUGCACAACGGGGUCAUAGGAGAAAUACCUUGCAUCUGGGAGAAACUGCAGGAAGGAGAGGGGAGCUAGAACCCACAGUUGGGAGGUCUGAGGUUAGAGCAAAUGGUGUAUUGGAUAUGGACCCUACAACAAAAAAGAUGUCUGAAAUUGGCGGUGUAAUGGUAAAAGGAAAGUCGGAAAUGAUGACGAGACGUGAGCACUCCGAUAACCGAAGCAGAACUAAAACUCUAGCUCAUAAAGGAGUGCAUGAAAGACCAGAUUUGGCGGAGAAACAAAGUAGGAUAGAGGUCCGGCCUAGUGAAGGAUAUCAUUCUGAGCUCCCCACCAGAGAAGAAGCUCCAAAAGAAAAGUUAAAUGGCAACACAGCAAAUCGGAAAGAGCCAGAUAAAGUUUAUGUUACACGUCUUCUUUCUGGAGUUCGAAAAUCCAGAAGAGUCUUCCCUGGUAUGCUCUUGCCUCAACCCAAACCCCGUAAAUCUUUCAGUCAACGUGACAAUGCUCGGUUUGCUGCACCUUCCAAGCCUCUUCGUGGAGGUAGAAUAUCCAAGGCUUGGAGCCCUCCUGAUACCUCUGAACUUUUCAAUUGGGAAGGCCAAACAGAGGGCCCUGAAAUUAUUCUUCCUACCUCAUCAAGUUCCCCUGGAGGGCCACAAACUCACGGCUUGUCUUCUGAAAACCCAGCAGAAGAACUGCAAGAUUAUAGCUAUGAAGAAGCGGAACCACGGCAGCGUUGGCCUGAAGAGGCCAUCGACUGGCAACGCACAUUUAGUGUUGGCACAGUGGACUUUGAGAUGCUAAGGUCAGACUGGAAUGACCUACGCUGCAAUGUGAGUGGUAACUUGCAGCUCUCAGAGGCAGAGACUGUGGAUGUGGUGGCACAGUAUAUGGAGAAGCUGAAUGAAAAGAAUGGAGGAAUAUACACUUUACUACGUAUAAUUAAUGUAGAGAAGCGCCGUGAUUCUGCCAGAGGAAACAGAUACCUUAUUGAGCUGGAGUUGGAAGAGCGAGGACAUCGGAAGGUGAGACUGGCCCAAUAUGUGUACCUACUGAUUCAUCGUGGGGCAGGUAGUGACAGUGAUGAAAGCCCACCAGCAGAAACCCCUGAAAUUACUCCCAGCCCACAACUUCCAAUCUACACUAAACCAAUCUUAUGCAGACCGGUGAGUCUGACCUGGAAUCCACGCGCCACGGUACACUUUGUUAUUCCUGUAAAGAACCAGGCUCGCUGGGUUCAGCAACUGAUCUCGGAUCUGGAAUUCCUGUACAUCAACACCAACGACGAGCAGUUUAAUCUCAUCAUUGUGGACUAUGAUAGUGAGGAUAUGGAAGUCGAGCAAGCUUUGCGGCGUGCCAAGAUACCAAGUUAUCAGUACCUAAAGAGAAGUGGGAAUUUUGAGCGAGCAGCCGGUUUGCAAGCGGGAGUGGAUACUAUAAAGGACAAUCAUAGCAUUGUGUUUCUGUGUGAUCUACACAUACACUUCCCUCUCUCGGUGUUGGACAGUGUGAGGAAGCAUUGUGUGGAAGGGCGGCUGGCUUUUGCUCCCAUUGUAAUGAGGUUAAGCUGUGGAAGCUCCCCGCUACAUCCCCGUGGAUACUGGGAGGUCAAUGGAUUUGGUCUUUUUGGGAUUUACAAGUCAGAUUUUGAUCGAAUCGGAGGCAUGAACACAGAGGAAUUCAAGGACCGCUGGGGAGGGGAGGAUUGGGAGCUGCUGGACAGGGUCCUGCAGAACGGACUAGAAGUGGAACGUCUACGUCUGAGAAACUUCUUCCAUUAUUAUCACUCCAAGAGGGGUAUGUGGAACACCAAGAACCAGGACAGCGCUGCCAAGGACUGAAUCUGGACUGAUGGAGUAUCUCUAAGACCAGUUCCGAAGUACACUUUUUGGAUCCUUUCCCUCAUUUUUGUUUGUUUGGAGAGGGCUGGCCGUUACGUUGAAUAACCCUGCUUCUGCCACAAAGAGGUGCAGACUAUGCCUCUGCCUAUUUUCACCUUUGCAGGUUAUACUGGCAGGGCACUGAGUAGGCUGAGAUUUUCUGCAGGAGACAACUGAUAUCUGGUGUUCUAGGUCUUCAAGUUGCGAGAAGUGGAAAGGCUGAGACAUUCUCUUGUCAAGGAACAUAAGUUAUUACAAAACUGUUUACAAUCUGGAAUUGUGAAGCUGCUGGGAGCAACCAUCCAUGAUUAGCAGAGUCUACACACUAUGCCUUAUAAGCACAAUACCUAAAUAUUAUCCAUAGAAAUGUAAUUGCACUAUUAGAUUGCAGCCAGAGUAUCACAAUCAGUCUACAAAAAGGAUGUUGGUUUCAAAACUCAUCUUGUGCGACAUACUUGAAGGAAGACAUAGGCUUUAGUAGACUUGAGACUUGUCCGUCUCUUGGAUGUCUGUAGAAGUUUAGAUUGUGGAUUAAUCGGUCUAAAGAUUGACACCGAGAACUUUCCUAUGGCUCUAAACUCCCUGAUGAUUUGACAUGUUUAUUAUAUUAAUAUUGACUUGUUAACAUGGGGUCUGACGCUCAUUUUAUGACCCAUAGUACGCCUGGCUAGACGUUAGACAGCCUAUAUUUUGGUGGGUUUCAAAUCAGGCAGUUUGGUUCUUCUGGAAUAUGUCCUACCUUACAGGUAAAAUGGGAACAUUUAGAGGGAAAAUCAUAUGUAACCCCCCCAAAAAAUGUCCCAAAAGUAUUGACUGUAAAUGUUUCCAGAAGAAUGGAAUCCCCCCCCCCCCCCCCCCCUAUAUAUUUUAUUUAUUUUAUUUUUAACCUCUUUUAGGAAGUCUAUGCGCAUUCUGCAACACCUAUAGUGACCACAGGGUGUCGCUGAAUCCUACCUUUUAGACAUGUACUUUGCAGGCUCUAUAGAUAACACUGAGUGUCAGGGUAAGUAUAAAAUGCAAAGUGCAGCGUAGACAUUGGAUGUGUUAAGACGUGAGCGAAGUUUAAAACAAAACAAACUCCGAAAUAGUUGCACUAGGUGCAGCUAACGGUUGGUCUAACCACCAGACUGGGGAAAUACCACAGGAAAAUUAGCAGAGAAGAGGAGAUUUAUAAUGUUUCAUAUGUUUGAUUUUCAAAAGACAAGCACUUUUAUAGGUUGUUUUUUUUAUGUUCGCUCAGCCACGUAGUGGUGGUUUUUCAUUUAACAAUAGAGUAAGGAAUGUAGAAGCCAUUGGCAUAUUCAUGGAUUAUUCACCUAAUUAUGAAUUUGAAAUUCACUUUGAAUACAUUUCCAAAUUCCAGACAUAACACAUGCUUUAGUGACUAUCCCAGGCACUAUUCUACAGUAAUGUUGUAGUAAGAAAUUCCGACAUGUUGGUCUUUAUUCCAUAAAUUGGAAGUUGGGAUCACAUGUCAGAAUAACGUAACGAGCUGGAAAAUAUAGCUGCACUGAGAUUUUAUUCCUAUUAAUGUUUGCCAUUCCCUUGUCAACUCUCUGCAAUUCCAAAUUUAGUAAAAAGACCCUAAAUACAUGAAAAGACAUUUUAAGAGGGU